AUGAGCAUCCACGACGAUCCGCCGCUCCCGCUGGGACUCAACUACUCCAACUACGGCGCCUCGCCCUCCUACUGCGAGCACGAUGGCGGGCAGUGGCUGACCAACCUGCAGUGGUGCGUGCCCGGAGCCAACCAGACGAUCCAGCAGCUCGAGAUGUCGGCCCGGGACCACGAUCAUCUUUAUAUCGCAAAGGAGAGCAACGGCGCGACGCGCGGCAGGACAAACGUCGCUUCGUGGAAGGUCCUCGUCGCCGUCAUGCUCCUCAUCUCGGGAUGCCUUCAAAUUGCGUCUGCCUCUCAAUUCGUCGGCGGGAUAGGACCUGCAACUUGA
Molecule: messenger RNA, 330 nt
Organism: Pseudozyma flocculosa PF-1
Lineage: Eukaryota; Fungi; Basidiomycota; Ustilaginomycetes; Ustilaginales; Ustilaginaceae
Exons: 1
Coding region: 1-330 (109 amino acids)
Source: RefSeq, a predicted model, not a curated record